AUGUUCGAAAAUGAUACAAGAGAAGAUAUGAUCAAAGCUUUUAAGUUGUUUGAUGAAAACGGCAAAGGCUUUAUAACAGUUGACGAUUUUAAAAAAGUGGUAAUGGAACUCGAUAAAGACUUAACAGACGAAGAAAUACUCGAAAUGAUUAAUGAAGCUGAUAGAGAUGGCGAUGGAGAGGUAAACCUAAACGACUUUUUAAGAAUGUUGCAGUAA
This is a messenger RNA of Diabrotica balteata, 216 nucleotides long. The record is from the annotation of a GenBank genome assembly. Lineage: Eukaryota; Metazoa; Arthropoda; Insecta; Coleoptera; Chrysomelidae.